CCCAGAAGUAUUGAUUUAUCCAUGAAACGCCGCCACUGGUCUGCGUCUAUUUUAGUCUGGUUUAUCUAACCUCAGCAAUAACUACCUGAAAUAAUAAUUUUUUAAACAGUUUUUGUCUGUAUUAAAAUGAUUUUAUUCGAUGCUUUAAUUAAAAUACCCAAAAAUAACAAUGUCUUCCAAUGUUUUAAAAACGCCCUGAAUAGCAAAACCUUUUGUACUACUACCACCAUUAAAAUCAAAAAGAAAAUCGGUUUUAUUGGCGAUGGAAAUAUGGCAAAAGCGUUGUGUAAAAGUAUCGAAAGGAGAGGUUUAAUAAAUUAUUCGCAAGUCUACGUCUCAAGUCCUUAUAUAAAAAAUUUGAACGUAUGGAAGGAACUGGGAGCCAAUAUAACAACAGAUAACACCGAAGUGGCCCAAAAAUCAGACAUUGUUUUCCUGGCUGUUAAACCUCACAUGUUGAGUGAAAUUCUAGAUAAAAUAAUCAAAGAUGCGACAGCUAGUCCAAUAAGUAAUAAAUUGUUUGUUUCAAUUUUGGCUGGAAUAACUUUAAGAGAAUUGGAAGAGAAAACCAAAGUUUUUCAAGGCUCACGUGUGAUAAGAGUCAUGCCCAACACCCCUGUUGUGGUUGGUGAAGGCUAUACGGCCUAUUGUCCCGGUCAAAACGUCACCGAAGAAGAUCUCUCCAUCAUCAAAUCUAUCCUCGAAGUCACCGGAAGUUGUCAAUUACUUCCGGAGAAAAUGAUCAACGCUGUUGGUGCUAUCUCGAGCAGUGGACCAGCCUUCGUGUAUCUAUUUAUUGAAGCACUGUCUGAUGGAGGAGUCCGAAUGGGGCUUCACCGAGAAAUGUCAACUAAAAUUGCAGCACAAACUGUAAUGGGGGCAGCAAAAAUGGUCCUAGAAACUAGCAAACACAUGGGAACUCUUAAAGAUGAAGUCUGCUCUGCCGGUGGAACAACUAUUGCAGGAGUACACGAGUUGGAAAAGGGGGGAGUCAGAGGUUCUGUUAUGAAUGCGGUAGAGGCUGCUGCCAAACGAGCAGACGAACUUGCAAAAUAGAGCUUGAAAAUGUGCCAAGUGUUUAGUCUGCGGUCCGAUUAUUAAGUUUUUGUCAUUAUUUCUGUGAUUUCUAAAACAAAUAUCUUCAAAAAUAAAAUUAAAGUAGAAUUACAAUUAUUGUUGAAAUCUUCCCGUACUUUCACUAUCUUUGAAAUGAUAAAUAAAAUCAUUUUAUCAAUGAUUGCCACUUGUCACUUUUUAUUACAAAAUUAGUCUAUAUUUUUUGAUUGAAAUUUUUACAUUACCAAAAUGAACACAUAUUUAAUUAUAAUGUUACCCAUUUCUGGUUUAUACUUCAUUAUUAUGCUUUUCAUAUUAUUUGCCUAUCAUAGAGCUAAAAAACAAUAUACACAAAUGAUAAAAGAAGGUUUUUAUUUCGUCUGGAAUGGUGGCAGUUUUGUAGGAAUACCUCCGGAUGUGGCUGAAGAUAUGGGAUUAUCAGCGGGAACAGAAAAUAGGAUGUAAAUUGAAAUGGCAAUUUGGUUAUACGCAUUUUUUUGGUAAUUCACUUAUCACAAUACAUUUAAUAUCCUUAUCAGUAGAUAAAAAAGAUAAUACGUGACACACAAUAAACUUAUUAGAUCUAGAAACAAUAUUACUUGAUACUAUAAAAAUGAGUCUGUUAUUUAGUUCGUUUAAAUUUGAAACUUAAUAAAAAAUGGAAUUAUACCUAAUUGUACUAUUACCAAUUUCGUCAGUAUUUUUAUUGUGCAUGUUAGUGUUGUUAGUUCUUUUUGAGAGAAUAAAAAAACAAACAUUACACAUGAUUAAUGGAGGAUAUUAUUUUAUCCAAAAGGAUGAUAGUUACAUUGGAAUUCCACCUGAAUAUAUAGAAGAAGCGGGUUUAGCUAUCAGACCAGAUAGAGUAUAGAAUAAAAAAAUCGAAGGGAUCUGAAAUGUGAUCAUGCCAUCAAAUUUUAAAUCAAUUAGACUAAAAUAUUUUAUAAAAUUAAAUAAACAAA
This is a messenger RNA of Tribolium madens (black flour beetle), 2018 nucleotides long. RefSeq names its product pyrroline-5-carboxylate reductase-like. The coding region runs from base 127 to 1056 and encodes 309 amino acids. Gene Ontology annotation, biological process: L-proline biosynthetic process. Gene Ontology annotation, molecular function: pyrroline-5-carboxylate reductase activity. The record is from RefSeq and is a predicted model, not a curated record. NCBI's taxonomy places the organism in Eukaryota, Metazoa, Arthropoda, Insecta, Coleoptera, Tenebrionidae. The transcript is spliced from 9 exons.